CUCGCCAUCAACACGGUGUGCUCUUGCGCGGAGCCGUCUGUUGUGUGUCGGCUUUGUGCGUACGGGGUUGUCAAAAAUAGCUAGGAAAAGCAGGCAUUUAAUCCGUUCGCCAAAUUGAUCACGAUGGCGUUGUAACGAAACUCCAUUGCGCCAUCCGUGAAGGGCCCCUGGCUGGACGUAAAAGCAUGAGCGCCAUCAGUGCGGAUACGGUGUUGGACUUGGAGCGCACGAUGACUUUCGUCAAAGAUCCUUGCGGCAUCGUUUGUGUGCUGGUCACCUACAUGGCCGUUUUGUACGCAGACUAUGUGGUAACGCAUUGGAUAAUUCUACAGACUAUGCCCAACAGCCUCUGGGCACCGUUUCAUGUGGUGGCGUUCAACACGAUAGUGUUCCUGCUGGCCAUGGCGCAUCUGAAGGCGGUCCUGCUCGACCCGGGAACGGUACCCCUACCCCAAAUUCGCAUCGACUUUUCCGACCUCCACUCGGAGAAAAACUACAACCACGAGCGGGAAGAGUGGACCAUGUGUACGCGGUGUGAAACGUACCGGCCACCGAGGGCACAUCACUGCCGCAUCUGCAAACGUUGCAUCCGCCGAAUGGACCACCACUGCCCGUGGAUUAACAACUGCGUCGGCGAGCGGAACCAGAAAUAUUUCCUACAGUUCCUACUGUACGUGUGCGCCCUGGCAGUGUACUCGAUCUUCCUGAUCGUAAUAUCGUGGCUGUAUCCGUGCGAGGAUUGCCAUGUAGACGUCUCGCAGGCACAAAGCCGCAUGAUGCACAGUGUCCUGCUGCUGCUGGAGUCGGCCCUCUUCGGGCUGUUCGUGAUAGCGAUCAUGGUCGAUCAGAUGCACGCGAUCCUGUACGACGAGACGGCGGUCGAGGCGGUACAGCAGAAGGGCCCGUACCGGAUUCAUCGACCAAAGAUGGCCCUGCUGGCGGAGGUCUGUGGCCGUGGGCACCCGAUGCUGUGGAUGUUACCGUGUACGAGUCUCAAUCGGAAGCAUCGCGACGUACCGCUGCUCAGUCACGACGUGUGAACCCUUUUUGUGGAGGCUUCAUUUGCAUGCAUACUUUUGACGAACAGUGACCUCUCCUGCAUUAAGGCUGAUAAAAGUGAUUCUUGGGAAGCGGGUUAAAGACGUAGCGAGCGUAAGCGAAAGCGUAGGGUAGGUGGCAAGCAAGGUUGCGAAUCAAAUAUUUAUACCAAUGCCUACUUCAUUACCAGGCCCAGACAUGGAAGGCCCUAUUUGCAUUAUCGUGCAUUUAUGAUCGUUCCUUCGCUAAUUAGUUUUUGCCACACUUACCUCUUGGCUGUGCUACGCGGAAUGCAAUUGUAAUGCGUUUCAAUGCGUGCACCAACGAUUUUCCCACCAUAAAAAUUCCAACGCCAGUGAAACGGUGUUGGUUUCAAACUAUUUUAUGGUAAAAUAAUCCAUCUUUUGUGAUCAAAUGGCUCGAACAUUUCUGUGUUUGAUUUAGUUCUUUUUUGUGAGGUGCCGGUGCUCAUGGAAUUUUGUUUUUCUUCCCAAUAUUGUAUUUAAGCAAACCACAGGUGAACGUAUGGCGUUCUUAUGGCUUCUUUGUUGUGGCAAG
Anopheles coustani is the source of this 1596-nucleotide messenger RNA. It is a transcript of the gene Dnz1, whose product is annotated as palmitoyltransferase ZDHHC3-A. The transcript has 3 exons. Gene Ontology annotation, molecular function: protein-cysteine S-palmitoyltransferase activity. The record is from RefSeq and is a predicted model, not a curated record. Gene Ontology annotation, biological process: protein targeting to membrane; peptidyl-L-cysteine S-palmitoylation. Gene Ontology annotation, cellular component: Golgi apparatus; endoplasmic reticulum. The coding region runs from base 186 to 1040 and encodes 284 amino acids. NCBI's taxonomy places the organism in Eukaryota, Metazoa, Arthropoda, Insecta, Diptera, Culicidae.